CUAGUACUACUUCUUUUAUUAUUCUUGGGUGUGCUGAGAUCAGAAAGUGAUGUUACCAACCUGGAAGAGUGUUUCCAAGAUCCUGAAUAUGAAAAGUGGCUGGAUGUUGCCAGACAUGGUCUAGGAAGGAACUUGAAGCCUAAGACAGUUGUGAUUGUUGGAGCAGGAAUAAGUGGACUGACUGCUGCCAAAUUACUCAGAGAAGCUGGACAUCAGGUUGUGAUCUUGGAAGCCAGUAACCGUGUGGGAGGACGCAUAAAGACCCACCGAGAAAAAGGCUGGUAUAUAGAUGUGGGGCCAAUGCGAUUGCCCAAAACACAGAGAAUUGUACGUGAAUACAUUGACAAGUUUAAACUUCGUCUACAUCCAUUCACUCAGACUGAUAAGAAUGCCUGGUAUUUAAUUCAAAAUGUCAGACAAAAAAUGAUAUUUGACGAUAAUGAAAUCUUUGGAUAUCAACUUAACCCCAAUGAGCGGGGAAAGUCUGCAGACCAGCUGUUUGAGGAGACGCUGAACAAGGUCACAGACAACUGUACCCUUCUGAAGGAAAAAUAUGAUUCGUUUUCCACAAAGGAAUAUCUCAUUAAGGAAGGAAAUUUGAGCAGAGGAGCUGUUGAGAUGAUUGGUGACUUCCUGAAUGAAGAAUCUGGAUUUCAUUACUCAUUCCUCCAUUCUGUUAUAGAUCAUUUUGUCUUUUCGAAUAACAGUUUUGAUGAAAUUGUUGAUGGAUUUGAUCAACUUCCUCAAAGUUUCUUCCAGGAAAUGGUUAGAACUGUCCAUUUCAAUUGCACUGUGGAGAAGAUACUUCGCACAAACAACAAAGUGAGAGUCUUCUACAAAUGGUUGACGGGCUCUGCAUCUCUGGUUGCUGAUUAUGUCCUCAUCACAGCUACAGCAAAAGCCACACAACUCAUCAAAUUUGCGCCACCUCUUUCCAUUCCCAAGACCCGGGCACUGCGGUCUUUGAUGUAUGCAAGUUCUACUAAAAUUGCCUUGGUUUGCACUGAGAAGUUUUGGGAGAAGGAUGGGAUCCGAGGAGGGAGAUCAAUCACAGAUCUCCCAUCGCGAGUGAUUUACUAUCCAAAUCAUGACUUCCCUCAUGGAAUAGGUGUCCUUCUGGCAUCCUAUACUUGGCAUUCUGACUCUGAUUUCUAUACUGCACUCAGUGAUGAAAAGUGUGCUGAUGUGGUGAUGGAUGACCUUGUGGAAAUCCAUCAAGUAUCUAAAAAUUAUCUCAAAUCGGUUUGUGGCAAAUACGUGGUGCAAAAAUGGACCCUUGACCAAUAUUCUAGGGGAGCAUUCAGCACGUACGCCCCAUAUCAGUUUGCCCAUUAUUCUGAGAUAUUGGCCCAGAAUGAAGGGAGGAUCUAUUUUGCUGGUGAACACACGAGUCAGCCACAGGCUUGGAUUGACACUUCCAUGAAAACUGCCAUAAAGGCAGCAGUCAAUAUCCACAAUGCAUAA
Messenger RNA from Protobothrops mucrosquamatus (brown spotted pit viper), 1464 nucleotides. RefSeq names its product L-amino-acid oxidase. Gene Ontology annotation, molecular function: L-amino-acid oxidase activity; polyamine oxidase activity. The record is from RefSeq and is a predicted model, not a curated record. Gene Ontology annotation, biological process: amino acid catabolic process. The annotation marks the transcript as partial. The transcript has 6 exons. Lineage: Eukaryota; Metazoa; Chordata; Lepidosauria; Squamata; Viperidae.